AUGGCAUCUGUUGGUUAUGGCCGGGGGUUUGGUCGUGGGUUGUUACCUCCCGACAAUACGUCGGCAUUUCGGAAGACAAAAGAGGAUAUGCACUUGCCAUUCGGUGAGCUUACGCUGAUUACAGAAGACAGGUACAAGGAUGUUUUAGAAAAGGUCCAAGAAUGUUUCGUUAUCGAUGAGCCUAUUGGAAAAGCUGUAGGCAUUAAGUGGUCCCCAUUCUUUGAAUCAUUCUGGUUAAAGGCGCUAAAGACAGGAAUAUCAUUGAUGGUUGUUAAUCCCGAAGACAACGAUAUCAUUGGCUUCCGAAUAAAUGAAUACUCAUUAAGAAAAGAAAAUAUGCCGGAUUUGAAUAAGCUUGAUGACGAGAGUCUGAAAAUAAAGGAUGCGUUCUUGCUUUAUGCAAUAGGGAAAGCGAAUAUCUACGACCACUACAGCACUGAUGAAGCCGUUCAUUUCCUUGGACUUGGAGUCACAAGGAAAUAUAGAAAGCGAGGGUUUGGGACCUUGCUUAUGGAAAGUGGAAUAAAGUUGGCCAAGAACCUCGGCAUCAGCCCUUGCUAUAUCACAGGUGAAUGUUCCUCGAACUUUUCAAAGAGGAUUUAUGAACGGUUAGGUUUUGACGUUUUGUCUGGAACGGCCUAUGAAGAUUUUGAAAUCGAAGGAAAGAAAGUAUUCAGAAUACUGGAGAACACAAAUCGAUAA
Molecule: messenger RNA, 702 nt
Organism: Mya arenaria
Lineage: Eukaryota; Metazoa; Mollusca; Bivalvia; Myida; Myidae
Product: arylalkylamine N-acetyltransferase 1-like
Exons: 2
Coding region: 1-702 (233 amino acids)
Molecular function (GO): N-acetyltransferase activity
Source: RefSeq, a predicted model, not a curated record